CACACACAGAGAUAGGGGCAGAGCGGGUCAGAGGGAGAGACGAGACACCGAGAAGAGAGAGAGAGAGAGCAUGGAGACGCACGUGGAGCGGGCGUUGCGUGCGACGCUGACAGAGGCGGAGGUGCGCGCGCUGGAGCCCGCCGUGCGCGAGCACCACACGUUCCCGGCCGGGCGGGUGGCGGCGGGGACGACGACGCCGACGCCGACGACGUGCACGUCGCUGGUGGCGCAGCGCGUGUCGGCGCCCGUGCGCGCGGUGUGGCCCAUCGUGCGCAGCUUCGGCAACCCGCAGCGGUACAAGCACUUCGUGCGCACCUGCGCGCUGGCCGCCGGUGACGGCGCCAGCGUCGGCAGCGUGCGCGAGGUCACCGUGGUGUCGGGCCUCCCGGCGUCCAGCAGUACGGAGCGCCUCGAGGUGCUGGACGACGACCGCCACAUCCUCAGCUUCCGCGUCGUCGGCGGCGACCACCGCCUCCGCAACUACCGCUCCGUCACCUCCGUCACCGAGUUCCAGCCCGGCCCAUACUGCGUCGUCGUCGAGUCCUACGCCGUCGACGUGCCCGAGGGCAACACCGCGGAGGACACCCGCAUGUUCACCGACACCGUUGUCAGGCUCAACCUCCAGAAGCUCGCCGCCGUCGCCGAGGAGUCCGCCGCCGCCGCCGCCGCCGGCAACAGGCGCUAGUGAUCCUUCCGCCGCUUGUGGUGGGCGCACCCGCGCCGCACGGGGCUGACUUCUGCUGUUACUCUACUUGUAUUUUCUGUUCUUUUCUUUUGCCCUUUUUUUUCGUUUUUUUUGUCUUCUUUUUUUUUCCCGCCUGUUGGUCUCGUGCAUAAAAAAGCCUCUGUUGCGGCGUAAUACAAACUUUUGUUUCUCUCUCUA
Sorghum bicolor (sorghum) is the source of this 883-nucleotide messenger RNA. Its product is annotated as abscisic acid receptor PYL2. Gene Ontology annotation, cellular component: cytoplasm; nucleus. The transcript has a single exon. The coding region runs from base 71 to 685 and encodes 204 amino acids. NCBI's taxonomy places the organism in Eukaryota, Viridiplantae, Streptophyta, Magnoliopsida, Poales, Poaceae. The record is from RefSeq and is a predicted model, not a curated record. Gene Ontology annotation, biological process: abscisic acid-activated signaling pathway. Gene Ontology annotation, molecular function: protein phosphatase inhibitor activity; signaling receptor activity; abscisic acid binding.